AUGAUUAAAUCAUUUAGAAGACCUAAAAGACUGUCAAGUAAUUCCGAUUCGAUAAAGCAUCAGAUUUCAAGAGUCCCAUCAGGAGCGAAUUUCAAUGAAUCAGUAUUGAAUGUUCCAAAAAUUGUUAUCAAGGCAUUAUAUGAUUAUCAGCCUCAAGGACCUGAUGAAUUAAGUUUCCAAAAAGGGGAUUUUUUUCAUGUCAUGAAUGUUGUUGAUGAAAAUGAACAAGAUGGUUGGUAUGAGGCCACCAACCCUAUGACCAAUGCCAAAGGCAUGGUUCCAAUGACUUAUUUCGAAAAAAUCGAUAGAACAAGACCUAAAACUAAUGAUCAAGUGGGUUAUAUUCCAAACGGGAGCAAAUUCAGUAGCCCAAAGAAGUCAUCUGUAUCCUCGGUUUCAUCUGGAUCUUCUCAUAGAAACAGUAGUCCCACUUUAUAUGCAAUUGUAUUAUAUGAAUUCAAAUCCGAGAGGGAAGAUGAAUUGGCUAUUUCUCCUGGUGAAAGUUUGAUAAUCUGUGCUCAUCAUGAAUACGAGUGGUUUAUCGCUAAGCCGAUCAAUAGAACUGGGGGUCCUGGUUUAGUUCCGGUCACGUAUGUGAAAAUUGUUGAUUUGAUUAAUCCAAACAAUACGUUAAAUCACAAUGAUGAAAAAGAUUUGAUCAAAAUCAUAAAUACUCUCAAAAUUCCAACAGUAGAACAAUGGAAAGCUCAGACUGCAAGAUAUCAAGCUUCAUCAAGACCAGUCGAACCAGUUGACGGUGAUUUACAUACCUUUGACAGACAAAGAGUUUCUGGACCAAUUGGACCAGGUCAAGUCCAACAAUAUAAACAUUAUGACGAAAAUGGAGAAUAUUCAUUAUCAAACAGAUCAUCUUUAUCUUCGUCGAAUAUUUCGAUUUUGGAGGCAAGUGUUGAUUCUUAUCACUUAGAUGCCAAUAAGUAUCAAUAUUUGAUCGUUGCAAGAUUAAGCAACGGGAAAAUGAGAUAUUUAUACCGUUACUACGAUGAUUUCUAUCAAUUACAAGUAAGCUUACUUGAAUUAUUCCCUUACGAAGCUGGUAAAAUAGAAAAUUCCAAAAGAACUAUACCUUCAAUACCUGGUCCAUUAUUCACAGUAAAUGAUAAUAUUUCAAGAUUGAGAAGAGAAAAAUUAGAUAGAUACAUCAGAGAAUUAAUCCAAUUACCUAGUCAUAUAUCAAGAUGUGAGGAGGUUUUAAGAUUGUUCGAAAUCUUAGAUAAUGGAUAUGAUAGAGAAAUCGAAGACAACUCAAAAGAAAGACAACUGAAACCGAUCAGUCAAAAAUCUAUCUACCAACAAGAUAGAUUAUCACAAUAUUCCAAUUUACACAAUCAGGUGAAUGACAGACAUUCAUCGACGCCAAUAUCAUCAGAUUCAAAUUUAAACAGGUUAUCAGCAUCAUCAGGUAAUUUAUUAAACAACAUUGAAACAUCUCAACAAACGUCAACAUCAUCACAACCAGCUCAAACUACCCAAUCACAGUACAAUCAUGCUUCAAACGUCAUCUCAAAUAACGAACAACAAAAACCACCAACUACCAAAGUCAAAGUCAAAUUCUAUUAUCAAGAUGAUAUUUUUGUUUUAUUAUUACCCGUGGGAUUGAAAUUGAAUGAUUUGAAAACUAAGUUGUUUAAAAGAUUAAGUUUGAACGAAGCAUCAAAAGAAUUUAAUCCUGAUUUGAUCAAAAUCUACUUGAAGAAUGAUUUGGAUAAUUAUCAAAACGACAACAACGUUCAAGAUUAUGCAUUUAAUGAUAAUCAAUUAUUGAGUUUGAAAACUUUCGAAAUUAAUGAUGACGACAGAUUUCAAAACGUAUUGUAUGAUAAGUGUAAAUUAUGUAUCUUAGCUUAA
Yamadazyma jaroonii is the source of this 1869-nucleotide messenger RNA. NCBI's taxonomy places the organism in Eukaryota, Fungi, Ascomycota, Pichiomycetes, Serinales, Debaryomycetaceae. The record is from the annotation of a GenBank genome assembly.